Macrosiphum euphorbiae (potato aphid) is the source of this 354-nucleotide messenger RNA. The record is from the annotation of a GenBank genome assembly. NCBI's taxonomy places the organism in Eukaryota, Metazoa, Arthropoda, Insecta, Hemiptera, Aphididae.
AUGGGCCCCUACCCGCGCACGAGUAGGGGAAAACAAUAUAUACUGGUCGCCACGGAUUUGUUUAGUAGGUGGACCGAGGCAUACCCCCUCGGAACAGCCACUACAAAAACAAUAACCGAAACGCUCGAACGAGAAUUCUUUUCAAGUUUCGGAUACCCCCGUGUGUGCUUAAGCGACAACGACCCACAGUUCGUAGCAAACGAUAUGCGUAAAGCGAUCGAACAGUGGGGAGCCGAGGGCUGGACAACUCCGGUAUAUCACCCGAGGGCCAACCCAGUCGAACGCCGUAACCAGGAAAAGGUCUACGCGCGCUACUCGCCAAUGGCAACCACAACACCUGGGACACCAAAUUAG